This is a messenger RNA of Trematomus bernacchii (emerald rockcod), 3901 nucleotides long. RefSeq names its product metal response element binding transcription factor 2 (gene mtf2). The transcript has 15 exons. Lineage: Eukaryota; Metazoa; Chordata; Actinopteri; Perciformes; Nototheniidae. Gene Ontology annotation, molecular function: DNA binding; chromatin binding. Gene Ontology annotation, biological process: chromatin organization; regulation of DNA-templated transcription. The record is from RefSeq and is a predicted model, not a curated record. Bases 235 to 2046 code for a protein of 603 amino acids. Gene Ontology annotation, cellular component: nucleus.
GCAGUUUAAACGCUUCCCAUAAUGCACUCCCCGAUCAUCAGCGGGAAACCAAAAUGGCGAACGUGUUGGGGGAAAAUGAACCGUUUGUUAUCUUCUGAAGAAAGCACGAUUCCCGCAAGUUUCCGCGACACACUUUUGAGAUAAACUCAAACACAGAAGAAGCGGGAUAACCUUUGUCCUUACCAUUUUUGUUAUUUUAUUUCCCCAGUGAUUUGUAGAAGCGGAGGUGACCGAAUGAGAGACUCAGGGGUUGUGGAUCACCUGUCUGUCCAUCACAGAGCCCUCCCCCAGCGGCAGCAGCAGGCCGUACCCUUGUCUCCCAGCAGCCUCUCUGCUCAGGGGGAGUAUGGAGAGGACGACAUGUCGGACAGGUUCACAGAGGGGCAGGACGUCUUGGCCCGGUGGUCAGACGGCUUGUUCUACUUGGGGACAAUCACCAAGAUAAAUCAGGAGAAGCAGAGGUGCUUUGUGGUUUUCGAGGAUCGUUCAAAGUCUUGGGUUCUGUGGAAGGAUAUUCAGACAGGGGAUGAAGAUGAUGCAGAUGAUGAGGACGACGACAUUGUGUGCUCUAUUUGCCAGGACGAAACUUCCGACGAACCCAAUGAAAUUGUCAUUUGUGACAAGUGUGGCCAAGGCUACCAUCAGCUGUGCCACUCUCCCAUCAUCGAUGCCUCUGUCAUCGACUCUGAUGACAAGUGGCUCUGUUCAGAGUGUGAGCUCACUUCUUUACCUAAGGGGGGGGGUGCACACAUGAGGGCAGGGUCUGCUAAAGGCGUUCAGCAGCAGCAGCAGGAGCAGCACAUGGGGCUGCACCUGACCCUCCCAUACGCUCUGGAAGAACUGGUCUGGGAUCAGGGCCACACGACUAACAUCCAGCACUGCUACUGCUACUGCGGAGGGCCAGGAGACUGGUACCUGAAGAUGCUGCAGUGUCACGGCUGUCAGCAGUGGUUCCAUGAGGCCUGUCUCCAUUGCUUACAGAUUCCCAUGCUCUAUGGAGACAGGUUUUAUCUGUUAAUUUGUUCCGUUUGCAACGGUGGCCCAGAGUACAUCAGCCGACUGCCGCUCGGAUGGGAGGAUGUGACACACCUGAGCCUGUACAACCUGAGCGUGAUCCACAAGAAGAAGUACUUUGACUCUGAGAUGCACCUGAUGAGUUACAUCAAUGAAAACUGGGAGCUGCUGCAGCUGGGGGAGCUCGCCAACACUCCCAGGUUGGCGCGUUAUGAAAGGGUUCUGGAGGCGCUAAACAACAACAGCAGCCUGUUCAUGUCGGGGAAGGAGGUAAAGAAAAAGAAGCACUUGUUCGGGCUGAGGAUCCGUUUCCCUCCCGCUCCCCCCAACUCUGAUGAGCCAACCAGCAGAGGGAUGGAGAGGGCUUCACACGAGAGCUCCACAAAGGCCCUACCUGGCAUGAGACCUUGCGCUAGUUUUACCAAUGGGACAGAGAAGAAGAAAAAGAAGAGGAAGAGAAAGCAAGGACCACAACGCAGUGAGCUCUUCUCCCAAGAAGUGAGAAAGCCUCUACCACUAGAACCCCACCCAAUGGGUCACUUGACCUCUAUCAAGAGUGAGAGGUCUCUGCUGUCUUCAAGUACUUCAGAUAUGGAGUCCAUAGAAGCCCUGAGCACCACAGAAACUACCUCAACUAGCAUUUCAAGACAGUCCAGCCUCUGUAGCUCCAGCAAGCCGCGGACCACAGCCUGUGCCAUGCCCGUCUCCGCCCCACCAUUAAAGAGGAAACGCGGGCGGCCCCGACGGGCCCUGCAGCCCCCCAACCCAGAGAUCCCCCCUCCUAGCCACGCAGAGCUAGACCCCUCCGCCACGGAGAUGCCGAGCCCGCUGCCGGGGCUUCACUCCACUGACAUAGUGCACGGCAUGGACCCCAACAGCCAGCUGACCCACCUGAAGAGCUCCAUCAGCAGCUACUUUGGAGCCGCGGGGCGGCUGGCCUGUGGGGAGAAAUACAAAGUCCUGGCACGCCGGGUCACCCUGGAUGGAAAGGUGCAGUACCUGGUGGAGUGGGAAGGAGUCACCGCCUCCUAGACUUCAGCAUCUCUCCUCUGACCAGUGCCUGCAGGAGGGAUCAGCUGUGCUAAGGACAUGUGCACACAGCCUGUAUUCAGAGCAUUAACUGAUAAAUGCCUUUGUUUAGUUUAGACGGGAGCAAGUUGAGCUAACUGCCUACUGGUUCAGUGCACAUUUCAACAUGUGUUUAAAGGUUACAAUUCUAGGUUCGAGUCAGGGUACUGUCAUUACAUCACAUUUGAAAGUUUACAGCGUCCCCCAUUUAUUCAGUCCAAAAUAAUUGAUCAGUGCACUGCACCUUGCAGGCUUUCAGUGAAUCGUUAUUGUACUUAAUUUCAAAUCCAGUUAUAUGCUCUCCAUUUCCAUACCAGUUCAGUAUCAACUAUGUUUUUUUGCCAGAAUGUAGUUAAUCACUCGUUUAAAGGUUCAUCUUGGAGGAAGAGGGGACACUUUUCACACUUUACUACUGCAAACAAGAAAUGAACAAUUAUAUUUGAUGGUUAACAUUUAUUUUCUUACCAUUUGGGUAAAUAAAAACGUGUUCCCUUACAACAGCAUCCCCUCCUGUAGUCGCGGCAACGAGUACGAGUAGCGACUUGUUUCUUUGGGCCUUCAGUUGUGUUUUGCAAAGUGUUCAGGAAGAGCUCAAUACACAAGACAUGUGCUGCUGCAAACGUUUUAUUUUAUAUAGAAUUAUACUACAUUUAUUAUUACCUAUUUCCUCUUGUGUUUUCGCAUAUGCUUUUAUUUCCAUUCAGCAUUUUCCUCAUUUCAAAGUACAGAUUGCAUAUAGAAUCAUAGUCUGUUAUCUCAUUUUGAACUGCUCAUUUGAGCUGCAAUGCCUCAUCAUUUUAUCCACGGUAAAGCUCUUGAAAUCCCUUUUUGAUGUUGGUUGAAUCUCCCAGUUAAAAUUUAAAUAUAAGAUUCUGUGCAUAAAUGGUGGCCAAAACCCAGAGGGCUUUGAGUAAAUACUUUGUUAUAAGAUUUAUUUUUUGAGAAGCUCCACUGCCUUAGUUUAACUGCGUAACCUUAAAACAUUUUGAUAUUGAUUCAAAUGAUUGUUGACUGAAAUAUUUAAGGACCUAUUUAGUUUUUCUCCUCCUUUUUUAAUAAAUUAAUAAAUGGCUGCAUAUCAAGAAUGUUCACCCAGCUCCAAAACCUAGAGUUCAGAAGUGGUUUGUUUUGUGCUGCCUAUGCAAGUUAGUCCUGGAUAAACAUAGAACCAUACAAAGAGGUGCAUUAUUGUUACGGAUUUUUACAUUUAAAUUCACCUACUAAUUUAUACACUCAGGAUGUGCCCAAAAGCUAUACUGUAUUGCAAAAGCCUGCAUUUGCAUCGCAAUGGGGAAAUAUUCACUCUGUAUUGUUGAUCAGUGUUUUUACAUCAGCUCCUCCAUUUGUAACAAUACGUUGGACCGUAUGUAUGUCAUCUUUUUCUUUCUUAGCUUUUUUCUGCUUGUUUAAUCAGAGUCACAAAACAAUCACUGGAAAACUAACAUGCUGUAUGUCAUUUCAUGAGGUUCAUAUUCAGUUAAGCUGUCUCUAUUUUGAGAUAUUUUUUGUUAACAUGGACAGAGCUUUUUGACAUUUAUACCUCUUUUUUGUACGGAUGUAGUCGGUGCAUGUGGAGCUUCUCCUCUGUUCAGCCAGUGUCUCAGCCACAGACUGUUUAAAGAAACGUAUACAGUCUCUGCUCUCGUGUUGCUACCACUGGCUUCCAGCAGGCUUCUUUAGCCAAAGAACAUUCAUGUCACGUCUGCUUUGUCACUUGAGAUUCUUCUUAUUACAUUUUUAUACAUGAUUAUAUAGGUUGACAUGUUACUUCUGAACCUGUUUAGUUAAAGGUUGAAUAAAAGCCCAUAUUUUGAACUAC